Messenger RNA from Bursaphelenchus okinawaensis, 315 nucleotides. The record is from the annotation of a GenBank genome assembly. NCBI's taxonomy places the organism in Eukaryota, Metazoa, Nematoda, Chromadorea, Rhabditida, Aphelenchoididae.
AUGGGUCGAGUGGUUAGUCUGAUUUAUGCCAGUUUUUUGGAGUGUCUUCGAGCUACUGUAUUUAUUGUAAGGUUUGCCAUUUUCUUUUGCAAUAUGUUCCGUUUACUUUUGAAUAUUGAAAUUGUCAAUUUUAAGUUUAUCGGGUCAUCAGUCACAGCUCAGGCAAUACUGCGAAGGAACUUGAGCGACAAUACUGUAGUGUGUGUUGGAUGGGGCGCUGCAUACCUACUUUCAUCGCUUGUACUCAUUGGAGUAUACGGUACUUAUUCUGUUUCUCUCAAUUUUGUUUAUGGAACGGCUUUACCAGUUUACUAG